Molecule: messenger RNA, 1317 nt
Organism: Kluyveromyces marxianus DMKU3-1042
Lineage: Eukaryota; Fungi; Ascomycota; Saccharomycetes; Saccharomycetales; Saccharomycetaceae
Gene: PRI1
Product: DNA primase subunit PRI1
Exons: 1
Coding region: 1-1317 (438 amino acids)
Biological process (GO): DNA replication, synthesis of primer
Cellular component (GO): alpha DNA polymerase:primase complex
Source: RefSeq, a predicted model, not a curated record
AUGCCGUCAUUAGUCGAGGCUUCAGGUCCUGGAUUAACUUCAGAGCCACCUUCAUCUUCUUCGGAUACUACAUCAGGAGCUCCAAUGUCACAAGCUAGCUAUGGGCCAAGUUCAUCCGAUAUGCAGUACUACUAUCAGCACUUAUACCCAUUUAAGCAAAUAUUUCAAUGGCUGAAUCACUCCCCAAAGCCAGGCCGUGAUAUAAUCAAUAGAGAAUUCGCGAUGGCUUUCAGAUCAGGUGCUUACAAGAGAUAUAACUCAUUUAAUUCAGUACAGGAGUUCAAGGCCCAGAUACAGAAGGGUAAUCCAGAUAGAUUUGAAAUUGGUGCUGUUUAUAACAAACCUCCUAGAGAGCGUGACUCCAUUUUGAAGACUGAGAUGAAACCAAUUGAAAAGGAAUUGGUCUUCGAUAUUGAUAUGGACGAUUAUGACAGUUACAGAACAUGUUGUUCCGGAGCCCAAGUUUGCCAGAAAUGCUGGAAGUUUAUAACUCUAGCCAUGAAAGUGAUCAAUGUGUCACUGGAGGAGGAUUUUGGAUUUGAGGAGUUCAUAUGGGUUUUCUCCGGUAGACGUGGUGCACAUUGUUGGAUAAGUGACAAGAGGGCAAGAGUUAUGAUUGAUACGUAUAGAAAGAACAUGCUUGACUACGUAAAUGUAGUGAGGGAUAGGAACAUAGAGAAAAGACUCAACCUUGUGAGACCCCUACACCCGCACUUAUCAAGAUCUCUGGAGAUUUUAAAGCCACAUUUUGUUGAGAUCAUUAUGAGGGAACAAGACACAUGGAGAGACGAUGAGUUGGCAAUGCAAUCUCUCGCAACAAGCUGCCACGAUAAACAGCUCACCGAGCAAUUAAAGAAGCUAUGGACCGAAAGACCAGGAAGAUCCAGUGAGGAAAAAUGGAAAGAUAUGGACGUGCUUGCGUCCCAAAUUAUAAUGAAUCUUCCGAAACAGAGACAAAAUGAUUACCUCCAGAGGCUUCGUGAAAACAAAGAAGAUAUCAUUAUCCAAACCUUGUACCCCAAACUUGAUGUAGAAGUCACAAAACAGACUAUCCAUUUGCUAAAGGCACCUUUCUGCAUCCAUCCUGCCACAGGUAACGUUUGUGUACCGAUUACAGAAGCAUUUUCUCCAGAAAUGGCACCAAAACUAAUAACGCUACAAAACGAGAUGGAGUCGAACGGGAAUCAAGUAGAAAAAACCUCACUCCAACCAUACUUAGAACUAUUCUCCAAAUACGUCCAAACAAUUUUGAAGCAAGAAAUAACCUCCCAAAAGAGAGAACGUGAAGAGGACUCCAAACAAAGCAUCGAUUUCUGA